Neocloeon triangulifer is the source of this 1526-nucleotide messenger RNA. It is a transcript of the gene Rpt5, whose product is annotated as 26S proteasome regulatory subunit 6A-B. The coding region runs from base 109 to 1401 and encodes 430 amino acids. Gene Ontology annotation, molecular function: proteasome-activating activity; ATP hydrolysis activity; ATP binding. The record is from RefSeq and is a predicted model, not a curated record. The transcript is spliced from 8 exons. Gene Ontology annotation, biological process: proteasome-mediated ubiquitin-dependent protein catabolic process. Lineage: Eukaryota; Metazoa; Arthropoda; Insecta; Ephemeroptera; Baetidae. Gene Ontology annotation, cellular component: proteasome regulatory particle, base subcomplex.
GUGGUCGAUAGUUUAGUGUAUUUCUUCGCCACAGUGUUGUUGUCGUGAAUAUAAUUUGUAUUGUUGGUAUACCUGGCAACACGAUUUGACCAGGCAAAAAUCGUAAUCAUGGCGGCUACGAAUCUUGAAGACAAUGCUAUGUGGGAAGAUUCUGAGGAAUCUUUAGGAGAGGAGGUGUUGCGGAUGCCCACUGAUGAAGUUAUUGGCCGCACGAGGUUGCUCGACAAUGAGAUUAAAAUCAUGAAGAGUGAAGUGAUGCGCAUUUCUCAUGAGCUGCAAGCACAGAACGACAAAAUUAAGGACAACGCUGAGAAGAUCAAAGUCAACAAAACCCUGCCUUACCUCGUCUCCAAUGUCAUCGAGCUGCUUGACGUUGAUCCUCAAGACAUGGGUGAGGAGGACGGAUCAGUUGUUGAUUUGGAUGCACAGAGGAAGGGAAAGUGUGCUGUCAUUAAGACUUCUACUAGACAAACAUAUUUCCUUCCUGUGAUUGGGCUGGUUGACGCUGAAAAGUUGAAACCAGGUGACCUGGUUGGAGUCAACAAAGACUCCUAUCUGAUUUUGGAAACUCUGCCGGCUGAGUAUGAUGCCCGAGUAAAGGCUAUGGAAGUGGACGAGAGGCCUACGGAACAGUAUUCUGACAUUGGUGGUCUGGACAAGCAGAUCCAGGAGCUCAUUGAGGCUGUCGUCCUUCCAAUGACCCACAAAGAAAGGUUCGAAAACCUUGGAAUUCAGCCUCCAAAGGGCGUCCUGCUCUACGGCCCCCCUGGAACUGGCAAAACUUUGUUGGCAAGAGCUUGCGCAGCCCAAACCAAGUCCACCUUCCUCAAAUUGGCUGGUCCUCAGUUGGUGCAAAUGUUUAUUGGUGACGGUGCCAAAUUGGUGCGAGAUGCGUUUGCUCUGGCAAAGGAAAAGGCUCCAGCAAUUAUCUUCAUUGAUGAAUUGGAUGCCAUUGGAACCAAAAGAUUCGAUUCAGAGAAAGCAGGUGAUCGUGAAGUGCAGCGAACUAUGUUGGAGCUGCUGAACCAGCUUGACGGCUUCAGCUCUACUGCUGACAUCAAAGUAAUUGCUGCAACCAACCGAGUGGAUAUUUUGGACCCUGCCCUCCUGAGAUCAGGCCGAUUGGAUAGGAAAAUUGAGUUCCCCCAUCCCAAUGAAGAAGCCAGAGCGAGAAUCAUGCAGAUCCACUCGAGAAAAAUGAAUGUCAGCCAGGACGUGAACUUUGAAGAACUGUCAAGGUCCACGGAUGACUUCAACGGAGCCCAGUGCAAAGCUGUUUGUGUUGAGGCUGGUAUGAUUGCCUUGAGACGUGGAGCUACGUCUGUGACACACGAAGACUUCAUGGACGCCAUCAUGGAAGUCCAAGCAAAGAAGAAGGCCAACCUGAACUACUAUGCUUGAAUGUGUCUAUUCACAAUUUAUUCAAAACUCUCAAUUCAAAUAUUAAUUAGUGUGUAUGAAUGAGUAUUUUCUAAUUUCCUGGGAGCAUGAAAUAAAAUCUUGUUUUCAAGUAAACAGUAAAAAUA